AUGCGUCAUAAAUUUCGUUGUGGUCGUUUAGUAUUAAAUCGAAAUGGAUUAGUCAAAAAAAUUAAUCUUUCACAUGGUGGUGGUAUUCGUGAUUGUAAAUUUAGUCAUAUUGAUAUUGGUUUUGACGAGAUUCACGAUAAACUCCGUGAUAUAUUCAUACCGAAUUCACCUAAUCGUGUUUCGAUGUUAUACGAUUUUCAACGUAAAAAAUUAGAUACUAAACGAUAUCAAAAUUUUUACGACUAUAUUAAUCAACAUGGGUUAAAAUUUAAUUCAACGUUAUUGUACUUAUGCUUACCAGCAGGUAAUGAACGUAUUGCAAACUCGACAUCAACUGAACAAAGAAGAAGAACAACAACAACAACACAAUCAAUACAAAAUCAACCUCAAGUACAAAAAAAAAUUCCUUGUAUUGAAAAUAUGAUCAUUAAAAUUGAUGAGGAUGAUGAUGACUCAUCACAUAAUCAUUUAUCAACUCAACCAUUUCCACCUGUGAAUCCUAUAGCUGAAAAUCUUCGAAUGUUUUCAUCAACAUCAUUUUCAAAUUAUUCAUUUGAAAAAUCAUUAAAUGAAUUCGUUGAUUAUCUACGUCAUUUAGUUACUCAAUACAAACAUGAAAAUAUAUUUCUUCAAUUAUUUGAACAUAUCUGUGAUAUUAGAGGUCGUUCAUCGAAUAAUUUAGACCGAUUAAAACAAGAAAGUCAAGUAAUAGAUGAUAAACAAAAAGAAGUUUAUGAUGAUAUUUUUAAUAAAAUUGAACAAACAUCUCGAUCAAUUAAAGCAUUAAUCGAAUUAAAUAAAAUUAAAAUUUCUCAUAUUGAUCCACAUGCAAUUAUUAUUAAUGCAUUUAAUGUAUUUCAUCAAAAUUUCAAUACUCUACGUGAUCAAUGGAUUAAUAAUAAAAACAACAAUCGACAAAGUACAUCUGUUCCUUUAAGAAGUCCUGUAAUUGAUCGAACAUCAUCAAAAAAUUAUUCAACUGGUCGAGUAUCAUCAUCAUCAUCAUCAAAUCGUUCAUUUCAUCCAACACCAUCAACAAAUUAUUCAGCUGGUCGAGUAUCAUCAUCAUCAAAUCGUUCAUUUGGUCAACCACCACCAACAAACUAUUCAGCUGGUCGAGUACCAUCAUCAUCAAAUCGUUCAUCUGAACAACCACCACCAACAAAUUAUUCAGCUGGUCGAGUACCAUCAUCAUCAAAUCGUUCAUUUGAUCAACCACCACCAACAAAUUAUUCAGCUGGUCCAAUACCAUCAUCAUCAAAUCGUCCAUUUGAUCAACCGCCACCAACAAACUAUGCAGCUGGUCGAGUACCAUCAUUAUUAAGUCUUUCAUUUGAUCAACCACCACCAACAAACUAUUCAGCUGGUCGAGUAGCAUCAUCAUCAAAUCGUUCAUAUGAACAACCACCACCAACAAAUUAUUCAGCUGGUCGAGUACCAUCAUCAUCAAAUCGUUCAUUUGAUCGAUCACCACCAAUAACCCGUUCAACAAGUCGAGGAGCUUCAACUAGUCAUUCAACUUAUCAAGCACAAUUAAUAAACCGUCCAGCUGAUCGAACAUCAUCAACAAACUUCUCGUUUUCAUCAUCUCGAUCCCAUUCUGAAACUUAUUCUCGAAAACAAGCACGAACAUUAUCAUCAUCACCUCAUCGGUCAUCAUCAUCAUAUCAAAAAUCAACAGAAGAAAACAAAGAUAACAAUAUUUCAUUAUUUAGAAAUAUAUUCAAAUCAUUUGAUUAUUUAUUGAAUGUUUUAAGUCAUCUACGUUUCACAUCAUUCUAUCAUUAUGUUAAAUUAAUUAUCGAUGAAAUAGAAACUUGUCGAUCAACUAUCAAAUUAUCUAAUUAUGAAUCUUUAUGUGAUGUCGAAAAAAGCAUAGAGUCAAUAGAAUGUCGUAUUACAAAUAGAAUGAAUAAUGAAUAUAAUCAUGCAUCACCACAUACAAUAGAUCGACAGCUUGAACAUUCAUAUCGUGAAACAUUAGAUUCAAUUCGUCAAUUAUUAACUUCAUUUCGUGUUUAUAAAUCACGAAUAGAAAACAAUAAACGAGCAAAAACAACGCGUUGGUCAUCAUCUGCUCUUCCAUUAUGUGUUGAAUAUCAACAUAUUGAAACUAAACCAACAAUUCAAAUAAAUCAAUCAGAUAUAAAAAUCGAUGAUGAUCAAAGUUCUGAAGCAUCACAUUCAUCAUUAGGUGAUGAAGUUUUAAUGGAGAUAAUGAAUAAUCUUCGCCGAUUCAUUUCAACAACUCACUUAUUACGAACAAUACAACCUAAAUCAUGGAUACCUCGUCAGUGCAAUAUGACCUCAACGGCGAUCAAUCAAUCUUUAUACAAUUUUUCUGAAGAAGAACGAAUGAUUAAAGAAACAGUUGCUCGAUUUGGUAAGGAACACGUUGAACCUUAUGUUCGUCAAAUGGAAGAAGCAGGUGGAUUCAAACCUGAAUUAAUAAAGGCAAUUUUUGAUCAAGGCUGGUUGGGCAUUGAAAUCCCUACAAAAUACGGAGGCAGUGGUUCCAAUCUUUUUUCAUGUAUAUUGGCGAUUGAGGAAGCUUCAAAAAUAGACAGUGCUUUUGGAGGUUUAAUUGAUUUACAAAAUACAGUUUUAAUGGCUAUCGAUGUUCCAUUGGAAUAUGGUGGUUCAGGUCAAACAUUUUUUGCAGUAACUCUAGCCAUUGAAGAGAUGUCAAAAAUUGAUCCAAGUGUAGGAUUAUUUAUUGAUCUACAAAAUACGUUAAUGACUCGACUUUUUCUCAGUUAUGGCACAGAAGAACAAAAACAUAACUACUUACCACGAUUGGCUAAAAAUCUCAUUGGUAGCUUUUGUUUAUCCGAACCAACAUCUGGUAGUGAUGCAUUUGCUUUAAAAACAACAGCAAAAAAACAAGGUGAUUAUUAUAUAUUAAAUGGAACAAAAAUGUGGAUAUCUAACGCAGAAAUUAGUGGAGUAUAUAUUGUUAUGGCCAAUGCAAAUCCACAAGCUAAACAUAAAGGCAUUUCAGCAUUUAUUGUUGAUCGUGAUACACAAGGUUUACGUAUUGGAAAACGAGAAAAGAAACUUGGCUUAAAAGCAUCCUCUACAUGCCUUGUUCAUUUUGAUGAUUGUAAAGUUCCAGCUAAAAAUCUUCUUGGUAAAGAAGGCGAAGGUUAUAAAUACUCUAUAUCAAUGCUUAAUGAAGGUCGUAUUGGCAUUGGAGCUCAAAUGGUCGGUAUUUGUCAAGGUACAUUUGACAAAACAAUACCAUAUACCAAAGAACGUAAACAAUUUGGUCAACGAAUAUUUGAUUUUCAAGCUAUGCAACAUCAAAUAGCUUCAUUAGCUACUGAAAUUGAAGCAGCUCGUCUUUUAACAUAUAAUGCUGCUCGUUUACGUGAUGCUAAAUUACCAUUUGUCAAAGAAGCAGCAAUGGCUAAACUUUAUGCAUCAGAGUUAGCCGGUAAAGUAACUAGUAAAUGUAUUGAUUUUAUGGGUGGUCUUGGAUUUUCCUGUGAAUAUCCACAAGAAAAAUUUUUUCGUGAUUGUAAAGUUGGAACUAUUUAUGAAGGCACAAGUAAUAUGCAAUUAAAUACAAUUGCUAAGUUUAUUGACAAUGAAUAUUAA
Molecule: messenger RNA, 3600 nt
Organism: Rotaria sp. Silwood1
Lineage: Eukaryota; Metazoa; Rotifera; Eurotatoria; Philodinida; Philodinidae
Source: the annotation of a GenBank genome assembly